AUGUCCAACUACGCCACCGAAGUCGAGGCAAUCCUUGCCGCCGCCCGCGCCCGCGGCGGCUAUGAGUAUGAAGCGGACCAGGAAGGAGACGUCUACGAUAACGACGUCGACCAGACCUACGAUGCCCAUGGGCCUUCAAUGGCAGGAUAUGCAUCAGAAGACGGUGAGGACGAGGAGGAGCAAGACGGGGAGGACCAGGAUGGCGAGUAUGGGAGCCGUUAUGCGCAUAAUGAGGUGCUUGCGCGCGCGCUGGGUGUGCCUGGGUUUGGUGAAGAGGAUACGGUCCCUAUACCUGCGCAGGGCCUCUUCUUCACCCAGUCAGACAUUCCCCCACUCGCAGCCAGCACGUCUAUACCUGCACAAGGCCUCUUCUUCACCCAGGCUAGCGAUUCCUCCCCCUCCUCCCCCUCCCCCCACGACUCCCCACCCCACACCAUGAACAUGUCACAGUCCGAGGACGACGACGAGGAGUACGACCGCCCCCCCACCCCUGACCUUUCGGAAUAUGAUUCCGAGGACGAAGAGAAUGCGAAGCCUAGGUGGGAGAGGUGA
Morchella sextelata is the source of this 552-nucleotide messenger RNA. RefSeq lists its product as uncharacterized. NCBI's taxonomy places the organism in Eukaryota, Fungi, Ascomycota, Pezizomycetes, Pezizales, Morchellaceae. The transcript is spliced from 2 exons. Bases 1 to 552 code for a protein of 183 amino acids. The record is from RefSeq and is a predicted model, not a curated record.